Molecule: messenger RNA, 583 nt
Organism: Magnolia sinica
Lineage: Eukaryota; Viridiplantae; Streptophyta; Magnoliopsida; Magnoliales; Magnoliaceae
Product: snakin-2-like
Exons: 3
Coding region: 105-386 (93 amino acids)
Source: RefSeq, a predicted model, not a curated record
CACAGUCACGAAGUAAAGAGCUAUAAAUAUCACUCUAGUGGCAACCGAGCUGUCUGUCUCAGCUCGCGCUCUCUCUCUCUCUCUCUCUCUCUCUCUCUCGUGCAAUGGCGUUACGGAUGCUGCUUCUCGUGGGGGCUUUGCUCUUCUUCGCAUCUGAGGGCGUAGUGAACGGUGGAAACAGGAGGCUAAUGGCGACGAUAGAUUGCGAUGGCUUAUGCAAGGUGAGAUGUGGCCAGCACUCUAGGCCGAACGUGUGCACACGAGCGUGUGGCACGUGCUGCUUGCGGUGCAAGUGCGUUCCGCCCGGUACAUCAGGGAAUAGGGAGGUGUGUGGAACCUGCUACACGGAUAUGACCACUCAUGGGAACAAGACCAAGUGCCCUUAGUGGGGCCCAGCAACGCUGAUAAGAAAGGCCCACUGCUACUACUGUCCCUAUUAAUACUACUAUUAAAAAGCUGUCCUUUUUUCAAUUCUUUUCUUUUGAAGUAUGUAGGUGAAGUAAUGGUAGUGUCUUGGUUGUCGUUCUUCUGUAUGUAGACGGUGAGGUUGGUAGCUGUAAUGCAUGUUGUGUUCUGGGUGUCA